Molecule: messenger RNA, 799 nt
Organism: Astrephomene gubernaculifera
Lineage: Eukaryota; Viridiplantae; Chlorophyta; Chlorophyceae; Chlamydomonadales; Astrephomenaceae
Source: the annotation of a GenBank genome assembly
GGAUUACUUCCACGGUGCGAGUGAAACUUCGGGAGGUACAACCGCUAACGACAGACACCAUGGCGACAUCUUGCUACUUGCUGCCUAGCAAGUAAACAUUUUCCAAUCAACUUUUAUAUAGCCUUUUAAACUGUAUCCUUCAUACGGUUCUCUCAGUUCAGGCGCCUGUGCAAGCAUUUGCGCCUUCAGCCCAUUGCGACACAACACGAUAAUGAUCUAGCUCCUGCUCAUUUCCAUAGUGGCAUAAGACAUUCUACCUCCAUCAAAGCUUAGGAUGGAUAGCCAGAUAUCGUCAUCGCCCGCCCUCCAGUCCGGCUGCCCGGCCCAGCAGCAGCGCCCGCCUCUCUCAGGCCCAUCCUCCUCCCUGGCCGCCCCCGCCACACAAACCAGCACCCCGCCUCCCACCUUCACCUCCCUUCCCUUCCCCCUCACCCCCAUCGCCACCCAUCCCACCUCCUGGCAGCCCAGCUCCCUCAACGUUGCGCUCAACGCCACGCUGGAUGCUUGCAUCGUGCCGUACAGCGAAAUGCCCUACUCUAGCGCUAAUACCGGCAGUAGCAGCGGCGGCAGCAGCGGAGGCGGCAGCGGCAGUGGUAGCAGCGGCAGCCGGGGCGGUGGCGGUAGCAGCGGUGGCGGUGCGCGAGUGGACGUGUCGCAUGUGGUGGUGCUGGAUGGCUUCUUCGGGGAGGAGCAGCAGCAGCAGCUGCUGGAUUUCAUCACGGAACCAGGCUGGGACCCCUGCUCGCCGCCCCCCUCCUCCAAGUGGGUUCGUGCCACCCGCGACCGCCCCGAUGCCGCC